GACACAACUUUCAAGAUGGUUGUAAAAUAAUUAAAUAGUGAAAUAAACACAAAAAAAUCAAUUCCAUAAUGAUAAUUAAAAUAUAUUUUUGUACAAAUAAUAAAAUAGAUAAAGUCGCAUAAUAGUUAAUUAAUUAAUUUAGGUGUAAUUAUUGUAAUGGAAACGAAUGACGAAGUGGCAAAAGUGAGAGAGGAAUUGAAGGUCGUACAGCCCAUGAUUGACAUUUCUGCAGAUCGUUUAAAUGGCUUAAGAACACAAUGUGCAACAAGUGUAGACUUAACACGACAAGAAAUUCGUACACUUGAGGGCAAAUUACUGAAAAUGUUUGCACGUCAAUUAGUAACAAAAUCAAAAUUACGUGGUGAUUCAUUGCUAGUAUUUCGUGAUACGCCCUCUGUACGACAAUGGCUACAAGUCGUUGGUCUACGAAAGGAAUCAAUUGAUGGAAUCUGUGAACGAAUUGAUUCCUUGGAAUCAUUACAAGAAAGAUCAGAUCAUGAUUUAAAUAAUAUAUUACGUGAUCGUAAAGCAAGUCCAGAUGAAUUACGGCGAUUACAUCGUGCAUUAUAUAAUUUAAAACGUUAUACUGAUAUUUUACAACGUGGUGAUAACAACAUUGAAGAACCAAGUGAUUUAGAAUUAUAUUGGGAUUCAUGGGAUCAACAUCAUCGACAUAAACCAAUGAGUAACUCAUCACCGCAUGUAUCACGUAAUCGAGCCAUCGUUGACCAGCAACAGAAUGCCAUGACAAUUCCCUCUGAUGAUGUUAUUUCGUCAUAUCCAUCAACAUUAUCAUAUAAUAAUUUUAAUAAUAAUCAUGAAUAUCACAGUAGUGAUGAUUCUUUUAGCUCAUUUAAUUCUUGUUUGCAUUCGCCACCUGUUACACCUCCUGUCAUUGUUAAAAAAGCAUCGACCAUAAAUGAAAAACAUAAAUUUCCUUCAACGCCACCACCACAUAAAAAACAUCAAACAAUUGGCCAAAGUGCAGCUUUACUUCCAGUUUCAUUUCCUCUAACCAAAUCAAAAUCACACGAAUCACAACUUUCAGCGAAAGCACCAGAAAAUAAAGAUGUUCCAUGUUUGGAUUUAAUUUCAACUCGAAUUUCACGAAGUGGUCGUUUACCAACAGAAUCAGGAUUAUCGUCAAAUAUUGAACUCGCUUCAAAUACUCCAUCAAAUAUCAGUUCAAUAACAACAAGUCCUGCCGGUGUUAGUCCUGUUGGUGUUCAUUCUAGUCCUGCACGGUCUCCAAUAUCACAAAUGACCAGUCCUGAUAUAGCAAGUCCAUCCCCAUCCCCUGCACAUUUAAGUACCGCUAGUUCUUCAAUCCCACCAAAUAGUCCUUUAUCAAUAAUCAGUCCUUGUUCACCAAAUGCAUUAACACCCACACAUAAUAAAACUCCAAGUCCCAGCACACCUGGACCAACAAUUGUUCCAUCAUUUGUUACAUAUGUCCCGAAUUCUACAACAAAUUCUAAUAUAACCCAAGAUUCAAGUCCUGUGAUUGUUAGUCCUGUUAAUUUAAGUCCAAUACCGGGAAGUCCUUUAAGUCCAAUUACAAGAAGAAGUAUGACUGCUAAAAAUCAUUUAAUGGGCAGUCCACAUACACCACGAUCAAAAUGUCCCGAUUCUAGUCCCUUAGCAUUACAUAAUGUUCAUCAUACAAAUAUUAGUCCUGUUAGUAUUAGUCCUAUUAAAUCGCCUGCAUUAUCAAAUUUAGAAUGUGAAGAAUUCAAUACUCUACACGAACAUUUUCGACUUAUAGGUAAUAUAAGUUCACAAAAAUCACCACAUAAGAGUGGCGGAGGUGGUGGGAUAUGUAAUAUAAGUAGUGGUACAGCAUUACAGAAUGCGGGUGGUGAUAAUACUGGUGCUUCGAAAUCAAUGAGACAUACAAUUGCACAUCGUUUCACAAAAAUGUACAAAAUGAUGGCAACAUGUGACUACUGUGAUCGACAAAUGUUAUUUGUUACGGGCUUAAAAUGUCGUGAAUGUAAAUUUAAGUGUCAUCGUGAAUGUGCGCAUAAAGUACCUGCAUCAUGUGGUCUACCCUCUGAAUUAGUUAAUGAAUUUAAAAGACAUAUUAGUCCAGCAGCUCCACAAAAUCACUCGCCAAAUCCAGGUCCAACACCUAUGUCAUCACCGAAUCAUUAUCAUAAUAAUAUAUUAUCAUCGGUACGAGAUCGAAAAAAAUCUCAUCCUCAGCCAUCGAUGAAUCCACCCCCAUUUAUUGGACAAGAUUCCAGUUCAAAUACAUCAAGUUGUAAUAGUUCUACUCCUUCAAGUCCUGCGUUAUUAUCAGUACACACUCCUGUAAAUAAAAUGCAUUUCCAUUUUCCAGAUGUAGAUCGAGAAAUAGUUUUAGUGACACACCCUUUAGAAGAAUUAGCUGAAACACAAACUUCAAAUGAUAGUGAUAAAACAGUGUCUGCUUGUGGUUCUGGUGGUUCUGGAAGUACUGAUUCUGAACAAACUCCUGUACGUGUUGAUUCACAAGAGAGUCAAGUUUCAGAUAAUGAAUUAGUUUCAGAAAAUGCACGGAAUUUACAACGGUGGCCGCGACAAAAUAGUCAAUUAUCGAUGAGAGAAUGGGAUAUUCCAUUUGAUGAAUUAAAAAUGGGUGAACGUAUUGGUGUUGGUCGUUUUGGUACGGUAUUCCGUGGUAAUUGGCAUGGUGAUGUAGCUAUAAAAAUAUUAAAUAUGGAUUAUCUCGAUGAUGAUAAAGCAUUAGAAGCAUUUAAAAGUGAAGUGGGUACAUUUCGUAAGACACGUCAUGAGAAUUUAGUAUUAUUUAUGGGUGCUUGUAUGAAACCACCAAGACUUGCCAUUGUAACCAGUUUGAGUAAAGGGAUGACCUUGUACACACAUAUACAUUUACGUAAAGAUAAAUUUAAUAUGAACAAGACAACAAUCGUUGCACAACAGAUAACGCAAGGUAUGGGAUAUUUACAUGCGAGAGGGAUUGUUCAUAAGGAUUUAAAAAGUAAAAAUAUUUUUUUGGAGAAUGGUAAAGUUGUUAUUACUGAUUUUGGAUUGUUUAGUGUUACCAAAUUGUGUCAUGGAAAUGGCAAAGCAAAUAGUUUAAAUAUCCCACCAGGAUGGCUGUGUUAUUUAGCACCAGAAAUAGUACGAAGUUUGCGAGUGAAUCAAGUACAUCAUGAAUUACCUUUUACAAAAGCAUCUGAUAUUUACGCUUUUGGGACUGUAUGGUAUGAAUUAUUAUGUGGAGAUUGGCCUUUUAAAGGACAACCACCUGAGUCAGUUAUUUGGCAAGUUGGUAAAGGAAUGAAGCAACCAUUAGCUAAUUUACAAGCGUCACGAGAUGUUAAAGAUAUUUUAAUGGUAUGCUGGGAGUUUCGACCAGAUGAGAGGCCUGAUUUUGGUCAUCUUUUCAAUUUACUUGAAAAGUUACCAAAGAAACGUCUUGCCAGAAGUCCAUCACAUCCUGUACAUUUAUCAAGAUCGGCUGAAUCUGUAUUUUAAAGGAACUAAAAAGUAUAAAAUAAAACAGAAACUUAUUAGAAGUUUCCAUUUAACUAAAGGAAUUGAGCUCCUCUUAAGCAAUUUUAAAUGUAUGAAUUACAAAAAAAACAAAAACAAACAAAAAAAAUGCACAUAAUUUCUUUCGUGAUCUCAUUGUUCCCUUAAAUAAGAUUAGCUACUUAUUACGAGCAUACAGGGUGUAUCAUAAAUCACGAAGAAUAUCUGGUGAACAAAUUCAUUAAGUUAAAACAAGUGAAAACAAACAAUUGAUUGAAUUCGUAGCAUCAAUAUUUUUAAGCGUUACAAACUUGGGACUAAACUUAGUAUACCUUGGUAUAUUUCAUAUACACAUGGGAUAAAAAGUCGAAAAAUCCUUAUAAAUGUAUCGAUCCCUUAACUGUAACUUUCAACUUAUUUUGACUUGAUACAUUCAUUGACUAGAGACUCAUCGUGAUUUAUGAUACACCCAGUAACAAAAAUAUAUUGUUUCUAUAUUCAAUUUAAA
Messenger RNA from Chrysoperla carnea, 3988 nucleotides. It is a transcript of the gene ksr, whose product is annotated as kinase suppressor of Ras 1. Gene Ontology annotation, molecular function: protein kinase activity; ATP binding. The record is from RefSeq and is a predicted model, not a curated record. Lineage: Eukaryota; Metazoa; Arthropoda; Insecta; Neuroptera; Chrysopidae. The transcript is spliced from 12 exons. Gene Ontology annotation, biological process: protein phosphorylation. The coding region runs from base 157 to 3483 and encodes 1108 amino acids.